Molecule: messenger RNA, 2833 nt
Organism: Penaeus monodon (black tiger shrimp)
Lineage: Eukaryota; Metazoa; Arthropoda; Malacostraca; Decapoda; Penaeidae
Source: RefSeq, a predicted model, not a curated record
GUUUUGGAACAAGGGCUGUGCAUCAUUUUGAAUGGUUGGUGGAAAAGAUCAGUGACAGAAACAACAGGAAGGUAUUAAAAGUGGACCUUAUUUCACACAAAAUUUGUCUAUUGUAGUACAAAAAUAAUCUGGUCACCAUGACAUCAGUACCAAGUCCUGGAGGCCUGGAUGAAAGUGACAUUCGCAUAUUGAAGGUAUUCAAAAGUAUUUCCUCUGAAGGACAAAGGUUCCUCCUGUUUGUAUUUCAGAAAGGAUGUCCCAAAUUUGGACAUGAAACAGUUGAACAGUACCUGAAGCGCAACGAAAUGACAAAUGAAGAUUACAAACGCAUGUUUGAUAAAGAAAUGAGAGAGAAGAUUGAAAAUGAUGCUUCAGGGAAAACAUUUGAUGUAAGUUUACUUCAUGCUGUCAUCAGGAACACUUGUAUAAAAGUUGCAGAUCCCAAAGAAAGUGCAAAAUGGAGCAGGACAGGUGAUAAACUUGAGAACUACUGUUCCAGGAUUAAGCAUGAGAGAAAUCUCAUUGCCCAUGGGUUAGAAUUUGAAAACGAGGAAGCUAUGAUUCAGAAGCUUGAAUCUCUAUGUGAUAUGUUGAAGAAGGGGUACGAGUUAGCUGGCAUCCGCUACUCUGUCACAUCCUCAAUAAUUAAGGAUGAAGUGAAGAUAAUGAUGGACAAUAUUGAAAAAAUAAAAGUUGCAACAAUCUUGCCUGUAGAUGCUAGUAAGUACCAAGAAGAAAUCAGAAAGCUAAGAGAACAUUUAGAAGAUUAUAUGAGAAAGAGUGGAGUGGCAGAGUUAAAGGAAAAGAUAAAGGGACAGACAAAGGUGGACCCAGCAUCUUUCAUCUCUGGCAAAGAGGCGCUUAAAGUGAGAGCCAUUUUCACAAAUUUGGAAGUUGUUAUGGAAGAUAAAGCACUAAAGCAUGAUAACCAAACUCACAUUGAUUACAAAUCUGUGCUAGAGCAGAAGACUAAAAAAGGAGAGAUGCCCAGCAUAAUAGUCAUUGAAGGGGAAGCAGGUGCAGGGAAGAGCACAUUUGCCAAACUCAUUCUGGCAGAGUGGGCUGAGAUGUCCCCCACCUCGCACGCACAGAUUAGAAAUCUGGAGACGUAUGAAAUUGUCUUGUAUGCUGAAUGUAAGAACAAAUUUGUCACAAACUUUGCUGACUUGCUAAACUUGCUCAUACCUUGUGCCUCUUACUCCAUGUCAAAUGAAGAUAUUGUGCGUUCUGUGUUGGCACUCAGAGUUCUACUAAUUCUCGAUGGAAUGGAUGAACUUAACAAAACUUCUAGAGAAUUAGUAGAGGAGAUUGUGAUGGAUAAGAUGCCGAGAAGCACAGGUGUAUUUCACCUUCUGCUCACCACAAGACCACAGGCACUAAAGGAAGUAUUCAUCCUCUGCAAAAAGUCUGAAUGGAUACACAUGAGAAUUUUGGGCGUCACACCUGAGCAAAGACCAGAUUUUGUGCAUAAAUUGCAUGAGGAAAUGAAAAAAGAACAUAUGAGCACACAAGACACCCAGAAGUUGGUGGAUUAUGUAAGGAAAUCAGAGGCUCGCCUGGGAGAACAUUUUCGUUUGCCUCUAAACCUUACUCUCUUAACUUACUUAUGGGCCGAAAGCCCCAAAGACGUUAACUCAGUCACAACAGCUACUCACCUCUUCUUGAGAAUUCUUCAACUCAUUGAAUGUCGUGUGGUAAGUCGCAUUUUUGAGAAUCAUCAUGGUGAUAUGGAUGAAAUUACUGACCAGGUCAGGGAAUAUAUGGAGGUGCUGUUUGAAAAAUGUUUUGAGGAGAUUAUAAGCAAGUCCCUGCAGCUGAGUGAAUCUUCAGAACAGACAUUAAAGGGGAAAUGCAAGGACCUUAAACUUCCAUAUAAAGACAUGUCUGCAGCCUUUAUGAAUGUGACCCGGGAAUGGAGUGCAUCAGCUGGAUAUGUGCUUCACCUCACUGCUCCGCACAAAAGCAUAAUGGAAUUUUUUGCAGCAAAAUGGAUUCACUCUUGUUUGAAGGGGGUUGGGGCGAAGAAAAAGAACUUGAAAAGUGUUUUGGAGGACUUGCAUUGUGGUCAAUCUUCAUUGCCUAUGUACCAGAAUGUGUUGCUUCACCUAUGUGGAUUGCUGAAUGAAGAUGGUAACAGUACCCUUGACCAGCAUGCAGAGGAAUUGGUGCAGCUAUUGUUUGUGGCAGGGACGACAGAGCAACAGUGGCUAGACAUAAUUGCCGAGUCAGAGUGCAAUGAAAAUGUUGUAAAACACAUAGCUCCAAUGAUUAAGAAGACACUUAUUGUACGAGAUGGUCACACAGGGGCAGCUGCCAGUAUUUUUAGCCAUCUACCGGAAUCAACUCCUGUUAAAGUGAUCUUAAACUGUGAGAUAACAUACAUUCCACACUUGAAAGAUUUUCUUGAAAAACUUGCCAAGAGACGUUGUAUGGCUGAACUUCAUUUCAGGCAUCAGUGGAAGAAUAUACAGUGUGGGAAUUCUAGCAGUCUUCUUCAGGAUCUGAGUGAAAGCAAGUGUGAGAUAGAGUGUUUCACAGGCAACCUGGAUGAUUUGGCAAACCUCCCAAAUGCUAUCCAGAAGUUAAAGAUUGCCCUUCAUAGUGACACUCAGGCAGAAAAGAUAUGUAACGAGAUAGAAGACGUAGUUAAAGAAUUUGAGCUCAUCUAUUUGGGAGUCCACGUGAUAAAAGGCGUCUCCCCAAUGUCCUUGAGGCCCCUGCCCAUUAUUGAUGUGCCCAAGAAGGAAACUGGGGCAAUCUGGGUCUCGGGAGUAAGCGAUGCAGAUGUGGAUUGGGCUGUCACGGUUGCAGAAGUAUUGCAACCUCCACUGGG